CUGCGCUUUGCGGCAACGUGUAACGUCACGUGGGGCGGUGCUUCGGUGGCGAGAGAAAGGAGGGACCAAGACCCAGAGCGGACAGUUAACGCCACUCACACUUGGAAAAGAGCUAACGGGACAGCAGUGCAAGCCAAUCGUAAUCAGUCUUCUGGAGGCUGAGAGACUGGGGUGGAGACUUCGGAUACUGCGGUUGCAGGUGCCGCCCACCCUGAAUCCCGCUUUCCAAGAUUGGGCCGAGACGCUGCCCACAGUGCGGGGCGUCUGCCCCGCCUGAAGCAAAGGCUGCCCGCGAGCUGCUGGGCUAACGCUGAUCCUUUGUUCUCAUCACCAAGGGACUCAGGCGCCGUUUUGCGGUGGCCAAGCCUGGACCAAAACCCUCGGAAGAAAACGGGAUUCUCUUGUUGAGACACCAGUGGUUACACCGUAUCACAGGUCCUUGCUCUAAAAGUGUCGGAAGUUAAAUAACUUAAGCAGCCUUUCGGAAUUACUCUGUGCCUUCGCUCAGUUGUUUUUAUUGAUGUCUCUUGUUUUCAUAGUUGUGCCACGUAGACUGUAGGUGACUUUUAUAAAAGACCUAGUGAUCAAAGCCCCUUCCAGGUUUUGGUCCAGAGAAAAGUCGAUCUCUGCAGAUAAAUGUGUUGGAGUUUUAAAUGCUUUUACAGUCAUUCACCACAUAAUGAGAUUUCAGUCAACAAUGACCACAUAUAUGACAGUGUAUACCAUGUAACCUAGAUGGGUAGUAGGCCACACCAUCUAGGUUUAUAUAUUAAUGGCCUGGCUCUCAAUUCAGCCUUCUCUGACAUUACUCCAGCAGGAAAAUUGGAGGAGAGUUGAGGCACCUCAUUACACCCUGUUCUAAGAAGAGAUAGAAAUUGGCUAUGGAUAAUUCAUAUGAUUUCAAUCAACACAGCUCAUGUAAUGGAAUUUCAUCUGAGAAGAUUAACGACUUUCUUGUGUCAGAAGAUCAUGGACAGAAAAUCUUAAGUGUACUGCAGAAUUUUAGAGAACAAAAUGUCUUUUAUGAUUUCAAAAUAAUUGUGAAAGAUGAAAUAAUCCCAUGUCAUCGUUGUGUGUUAGCAGCAUGCAGUGACUUUUUCAGGGCUAUGUUUGAAGUAAACAUGAAAGAAAGAGAUGGUGGAAGUGUUACCAUCACUAAUUUGUCCUCUAAAGCAGUGAAAGCAUUUCUUGACUAUGCCUAUACUGGAAAAACACAGAUAACAGAUGACAAUGUGGAAAUGUUCUUCCAGUUGUCAUCAUUUCUUCAAGUUUCCUUCCUAUCCAAAGCUUGCAGUGACUUUUUAAUAAAAAGUAUUAAUAUUGUCAAUUGUUUACAGUUAUUAUCUAUGUCAGAUAGCUAUGGCUCUACCCGCUUAUUUAAUCAUGCAUUAUACUUUGUACAACAUCACUUUUCCUUAUUAUUUAAAUCCAGUGAUUUCUUAGAGAUGAAUUUUGGAAUACUACAGAAAUGUCUGGAAUCAGAUGAAUUAGAUGUUCCUGAAGAAGAAACUGUACUGAAAGUUGUCCUUAAUUGGACUAAAUAUAACUUAGAAUCAAGGCAAAAGCAUCUACCUUAUUUGAUUAAAAAAGUAAGAUUACAUCAGUUACCUGAGGAGACACUUCAAGACUGUCUGCUCAGUGAAGAGUGUUUACUCAAAAGCACAAACUGUUUUGACGUAAUCUUGGAUGCAAUUAAGUGUGUGCAAGGUUCUGGUGGACUUUUCCCUGAUGCUCGACCAUCCACAACUGAAAAAUACAUAUUCGUUCACAAAACUGAGGAAAAUGGAGAAAAUCAGUAUACAUUUUGCUAUAAUAUUAAAACCGAUUCGUGGAAGAUACUGCCACAAUCGCACCUGAUUGAUUUGCCGGGAUCUAGUCUGUCGAGCUAUGGAGAAAAAAUAUUCUUGACAGGUGGUUGCAAAGGGUCAUGUUGUAGAACGGUUCGGCUUCACAUUGCAGAGUCAUAUCAUGAUGCCACUGAUCAAACCUGGUGCUACUGUCCAGUCAAAAAUGAUUUCUUCCUGGUAUCAACUAUGAAAACACCCAGAACCAUGCAUACAUCAGUUAUGGCUCUUAAUAGGUUAUUUGUCAUAGGUGGAAAGACUACAGGAUCUCAGGACAUUAAAAGUCUCUUAGAUGUUGAAUCUUACAACCCUCUUUCCAAAGAAUGGAUGUCUGUGAGCCCCUUACCCAGGGGCAUAUACUACCCCGAAGCAAGUGCAUGCCAAAAUGUAAUUUAUGUUCUUGGAUCAGAGGUGGAGAUUACAGAUGCCUUUAACCCAUCACUUGAUUGCUUUUUUAAAUACAAUGCUACAACUGAUCAGUGGUCUGAAUUAGUCGCAGAGUUUGGGCAGUUUUUUCAUGCAACAUUAAUUAAAGCUGUCCCAGUAAACUGCACACUCUAUAUAUGUGAUCUUUCUACCUAUAAGGUUUACAGUUUUUGUCCAGAUACUUGUGUCUGGAAGGGUGAAGGAUCUUUUGAAUGUGCAGGCUUCAAUGCAGGUGCAGUUGGAAUUGAAGAUAAAAUUUAUAUAUUAGGUGGUGAUUAUGCACCAGAUGAAAUCACAGACGAAGUGCAGGUCUACCACAGCAGCCGCUCUGAGUGGGAGGAAGUCUCACCAAUGCCAAGAGCCUUAACUGAAUUUUACUGUCAGGUGAUUCAGUUUAAUAAAUACAGGGAUCCAUGGUUUUCCAAUCAUUUCUAAAAGUAGUGUGUGCUUAUACAUUGUGAAACUAUUCUGGUUCUAGAAACCUACAGUAAAUUUGUUAACAUUAAUAGUUGGUAAAAAGGUCUUUACAUCUUAAUAAAUUAAAACUGUAUAUUCUAUUAUAGAAUUACUAUGAGUGUACACCAUAUAAGAAUAUGCAGCUCCCAGAAACUUAAAAUACAAAAUACAUUGUACCAAAAAUUGUACCGAAUAUAAUCCAGAAUAUUUAGUAUUUUCAUAUGUAAAUGAAACUCUUAGACUUUUUGUUUUAAUUUUUAAAGUACUUCAUCCAUGGGAGACUGGUAAAAAUAAAAAAGUUCACAGAUCAGUACUAUGUGGAUUGGAGAAAUCUCUUCAUGUAGUAAGAAUGAAUUAUGUAUAUUCUAUAUUAUAUAAAGUGAAAAAUAAACUGCAAAGAAAGGAGAAUCCUACCUUGUUACUACA
Molecule: messenger RNA, 3152 nt
Organism: Phyllostomus hastatus (greater spear-nosed bat)
Lineage: Eukaryota; Metazoa; Chordata; Mammalia; Chiroptera; Phyllostomidae
Gene: KBTBD3
Product: kelch repeat and BTB domain containing 3
Exons: 6
Coding region: 882-2705 (607 amino acids)
Molecular function (GO): protein binding
Source: RefSeq, a predicted model, not a curated record